Phanerochaete carnosa HHB-10118-sp is the source of this 751-nucleotide messenger RNA. RefSeq lists its product as uncharacterized. The transcript has 3 exons. The record is from RefSeq and is a predicted model, not a curated record. The coding region runs from base 294 to 749 and encodes 151 amino acids. NCBI's taxonomy places the organism in Eukaryota, Fungi, Basidiomycota, Agaricomycetes, Polyporales, Phanerochaetaceae.
ACUCAGACCCGGAGUGGAAUGGCUCCGACGGAGAAUAUGCAAUCAAGAAAUCCGUGAACAGCUUUGUUUCAGAAUGUCUCUGCUGGACAAGAUGCUGAUUAUCCCUCUAGAACCCCCGGAAACGACGCAAAGUCUCGCAGAGGACCUCGGAGGCGAUCAGACUGCCGAGACAGCAAAGUCAUGGGGGCACUCCCGCAUCUUCUACUUUAGCAGAAUUUCAGAAGUUGGCAUUGAAUGUGGUAGGUGUGGAAGACGACUUUGAAAGCCUCAUCGAGCCGUUAUGGCCGGAAUUAAUGGACGCGGCCGCCGUUGCGCAAGUCGAGCGUAUCCGCUACGAUGACAGUGGUCAUGCCGUUAUGCCUAUGUCCAGGCUGCAAGCACAGCUAAUGGCCAACCAGCUUGCCGCGAAAGCAUCUGAAAGCCCCGCGCUUGUCCUCCUUCAUAGAAGGCUGAAAAUACAUCCGGAUGAAUGGCGUGCCAUUGUCCUAGGACUGCCGCCAAAGUUUGUGUCUCUUCGCGACUCUCCGGUGAAACCUCUCGAGGAAGCUCUCUCUCCGCCCGUCAACCCUGUAACCCUGAAUGCAUUACAUGCCAUCAAGACAACACCUUACGCACACUCUUUCUUGUCACGCAUGAUGGGGUUCCAGCCCUCGCCGAAGCCCUUAGUCGUAGCAGUGGACUGGGAGACUCGGUCGCCUUGGAUGGAUCUCAUGCGCGAUAUCCGAGAGCAUUACGGUUUAAUGCAGUAAGU